GGAACCUAGCUCGACCUCUCCUCCACGAGAGCCCUGCCCGUUUGACCUUGUGGCCUGAUGAUGGCCAGUGUUUGUUGUUGACAAACUCGAAGUCACUCAUUGAACCCUCUUGUUCGAUUCUUUGGCGCUCUUCUGUCGCUUGGUAGAAAGCUGUGUCGCGUGAACUUUGUUUCGCGUGCAGGUCCGAUUCGAUUUAGCGGCGGCGGCCGGUUCGACUUUGAGCUCCACCAUCACUCAAGUCCGGCGCUCUUGGAACCUGGAAGCAAGGCGGCGGAAAGGACCACCCUAGCUUCUGGCCUCAGCCGCGUGGGAGAAGAGAGCUUGCCGCGAUCGUUGUGGGACCCCUCUUGGGCCACCCCUUCACGAUGCCGAACAUAAUUGGGGACAGCUUCAUCUUCGCUCAGCAAGUACUCUAUCCACUGAGCGAGAUAGAAGACUGUGCGAUUGCCGUUGAUGCGACAUACUACCUCCGGCUCCACCUCGAUUUUCUGCCGAACAAUGAGCCGCUCCUCCCUGCCCUCGGCGGCUUGACUGGGAUUCGCGGGCGCAUCGAGCAAGAGCUGGAUCAAUGGAAGGCACAUAAAGUUACUCCCUUUUUCAUCUUCGAUGGCCAGCCUAUGACCGGCCAGGACGAUGCGGCGGUCAGGGUCGGUCGACAGAACAAUAUCAAGACCGACAUAGCAUGGGACCUUUAUUUCAACAGCCGCGCCGAGGAGGCCGUCGCGGCGUUCGGCACGAGCACUAGUGCCUUUCCUAUCCGCGCGCUGUACCCCCUCCUUCAGUCCAUCCUGAAGCAGCGCGGCCUUCACUUUCUUGUCCCCCCCUUCAGCGCCGCGGCACAGAUGGCAUAUUUCGAGAUCUGCGACUCUGAUCAAUGCGCCGGAGUCAUGGGUCCCUCCGAACUCCUGCUCUACCCAAUCCGGGACUGCCUCAUCCGCACUAUCGACUGGGAUAUGAAAACAGUCAAUGCCGUCUCCAAGAAACAUGUCUUGAAGAUGCUAAAUGUCAGCGAACCCUUGUUUGUCGACGCCUUUCUGAUGACGGGAACAUCCUUCCUCUCGCCGUUCCCGCCCCUGGAAGACCAGACCAUCAUCAAGACGCAGCCUUACACGGUGGCUGACGCAGUUAACAUGCUACGCACCGCUGAGAAGUCUGUGACGAUGGUCUGCACGAGUUUCCACGACAUUUUGAAGGCGCAGGAUCCCAAUUGGUUGGACAAGUACCGCAAGGCUCGGAUGGCGGUCGACCACUUCAUCUACAUCGCCGAAAACGGAGAGGUCAAGGUUCACGACUACGAGCACCUGACGAAAGACAAUCAUGAAUACCUCGGUCUGCAGCUUCCCUCAGAGCUGUUCCACUACCUCAACACUGGCCUGAUCGGACCCCGGGUUCUAUCUUGGAUCACUCACGGUCAAUUGCACGUGCUCCCUACGGUUGAUGGGGUGGCUUCGGACGAGUAUAAGAAGCUGGUCACAACGCAGUCAGCACGCAUCAAGGAGGCCGCUCUGAGCCUGGUUAUCCCGCGGCUCAAUCGAGGCAUCGGAUACAAGAACAUCAGCAUGAAAGUCUGGUACGACCGCAACUUCUCUUACACCGUCUGGGAUCGCCAUGAGCCCAGGGCCAACUUUGAACCUCAGGUCGCCAGCUGGAACACACGGGAAGGGGUAGUUGCCGGACACUUUCCCAAAUUCGCGCACGGCUCGAUCCUGUCGGAGGUUGUGGCGCUGAAAAACUCUGAGUUCGUCGCUUUGACUCGUGCAAAGCCCAAGGAAAGGCUAAGGGGCGUCGAGUCGGCUGCCUGGAUCAAGUCGAUCUGCCUGUGGAGAUUUCUCCAUAUCCGGGGCUAUAUUGACGAUCAGCAUGAGCUCACGAAGUGGGGCUCGGCAUUGGCUGCUGCCCUAUCUGCGAUUGAGCCGACCGUCAACAAGUACCCGAGCUUUGGGAAUCUGUACGAAUCUGUGCUUGUUGCUUUGGAACUGGUCCGCUUCGAGCUGCUCAACGCUAGGAACAAGCACGACGAGUUACGUGGCCUUCCCCUGAACGGGUCCGAGGAUGACCAGGCGAGCCUCCUCCUGAUCAGCCGGUGCGCGAGUCUGCUUAAGCUGCGGCAUCACGCAAACGGAUACACGGGGCCCCUCAGCAAGAACUUGUUGGCAUUCCGCUCACUCGUGUCUGAGGUGCGGUCCGCAAACCGUGAUCUCGUGGAAGCAAUUCUCGCCUCCAUGUUUAUGCAUGCGCAGGCAAAACGGAAACGGGAUGACGGCUGGGAGUUGAGCCAUGAUCUCCCCUUCCUCUACGAUCCGGACGUCGCCCUUGGCAUUGCUGUGAAGACCUACUUUGACGACCUAUUGCCGAACGAUCCUGACAAGGAGAACAAGUUGCGGGUCUUCCCCGGCAUCUAUGUACCGUAUGCUGUGAAUUUCGCUGAGGAUCUGGAUGUUGCCUGCAACUUCUUUGAGGCACUUUAUGCCGGUGUUAAGACCUUGGACUCCAAGGAGAUUCCAGUUGUGGACCGCGUCACCUGGGAUAAGGCGGCUAAGUACCUGGCGUCCAGGCGCUAAGAUGAUGGGGUUGGUCGAGGAGCCGGGCGCGAGGGGAUGAGAGAGUAUGAGCCAUCGCUAAACUGAGGCUGUUUUUGACCUCGAAGCUGCGAGAGCCCUUGACGCACUCUCCGGUGUGCAAACAGGGAGAAGCUCGACUAAAAUCUGACGAAAUUCGUCAACAAUGAAGUCAACAAAUCUA
This is a messenger RNA of Chaetomium strumarium, 2742 nucleotides long. RefSeq names its product nuclease-like protein. Lineage: Eukaryota; Fungi; Ascomycota; Sordariomycetes; Sordariales; Chaetomiaceae. The transcript is spliced from 6 exons. Gene Ontology annotation, molecular function: mRNA 3'-UTR binding. Gene Ontology annotation, cellular component: nucleus. The coding region runs from base 366 to 2561 and encodes 731 amino acids. The record is from RefSeq and is a predicted model, not a curated record.